AUGAUACAAUACACACUCUACAGCUUCUGGCGCUCGUCAUGCUCGGCGCGCCUUCGGAUUGCACUCAACUUCAAAGGCAUUCCUUUCGACGUUGUCCCCGUCAACCUGUUGAACGACGAGCACAAGUGCUCCGCACACAAGAGUCUGAACCCUUCCGCGUCCGUCCCACUACUUGUCUGUAGCGAUGGUGCAAAGGCUCCGAUAAAGAUAGGACAGUCUCUCGCUGCCAUUGAAUACUUGGAGGAAGCACAUCCGCAAACGAGCCUGCUGCCCCUGCCAUCAGAUGUCCACGGACGGGCGAUAGUCAGAGCCCUGGCGAACAUUAUCACCUGUGAUAUUCAACCUGUCACCAACGUUCGCAUCCUGAAGCGCGUCGGCGUGAUGGGAGGUGACCAGCAGCAGUGGAGCAGCGAGCUGAUGGCUGAAGGGCUGGGUGCGUACGAGGCCGUGGCCGCGCUCCAUGCCGGACAGUUCUCGUAUGGAAACAGCGUGACUCUGGCUGAUGUCUGUUUGCUUCCGGCCGUGUGGAAUGCACGGAGGUUCGGGGUGGCGAUAGACCAGUUUCCGACUAUUCUCAGAGUAGCAGGGAAUCUGGAGGUUCUGGAUGCUGUGCAACGAUCGACCUACUCGAGGCAACCCGAUACCCCUGAGCAGUUCCGAUCUGAAUGA
Molecule: messenger RNA, 669 nt
Organism: Thyridium curvatum
Lineage: Eukaryota; Fungi; Ascomycota; Sordariomycetes; Thyridiales; Thyridiaceae
Exons: 1
Coding region: 1-669 (222 amino acids)
Biological process (GO): L-phenylalanine catabolic process; glutathione metabolic process
Cellular component (GO): cytoplasm; mitochondrion
Molecular function (GO): glutathione transferase activity; maleylacetoacetate isomerase activity
Source: RefSeq, a predicted model, not a curated record